This is a messenger RNA of Ruditapes philippinarum (Manila clam), 5664 nucleotides long. RefSeq names its product voltage-gated purine nucleotide uniporter SLC17A9-like. The record is from RefSeq and is a predicted model, not a curated record. Gene Ontology annotation, molecular function: transmembrane transporter activity. The transcript is spliced from 12 exons. Gene Ontology annotation, biological process: transmembrane transport. The coding region runs from base 105 to 1406 and encodes 433 amino acids. Gene Ontology annotation, cellular component: membrane. Lineage: Eukaryota; Metazoa; Mollusca; Bivalvia; Venerida; Veneridae.
UUGUUUAAUGAUUUCAAGCGUCUACUGCGAUUGACUACAACAACAACAAUAACCGGAAGUGUUCCCCACGUCAAAAUGUUGGCAACUAAAAUUUCAUUUUAGUAAUGACAGAUCAUGAAACUGAGGAAACUAUGGAGGGCCGACAUUGGACACGGACAGAGAAGAAGCAGUGGAUGAUAGGGUUAUUUUGUGGCUGUGCUACUUUGUAUGCUUGUAGAACUGUUAUGCCAUUAUGUGCUGUACCGAUUGCAAAAGAAUUAGGAUGGGACAAAACAGAGUCGGGGUCUGUUUUGUCAGCAUUUUUCUGGGGAUACACCAUGACACAGUUUCUGGGAGGGUAUUUGAGUGAUCGUGUGGGUGGAGAUGUUGUGUUGCCUAUAGCAGCAUGUUGUUGGUCCCUAGUCACAUUCUGGACACCCCAGCUGGCUUAUAUCUCAGAUGAUAAAUUUCUCACUUUGAGAAUCAUCAUAUUUUCACGUGUUUUACUGGGUGUCUUUCAGGGUUUUCACUAUCCUGGUUUUAGUUCUCUUAUAUCUCGGAAGAUUCCGGAACAAGAACGUUCCCUUACAUACAGUGUUGUUUGCUCUGGGUCACAUUUGGGAACAUUGCUGUGUGGAAGUUUGGGUUCAAUUAUCAUGGAAACAUAUGGUUGGCAAACAGUGUUUUAUUUUCUUGGUAUAUCUGGACUAGCUUGGAUGUUAUGUAUGAGAUAUAUUUUAAUAAAUCGUCAUAGACUGAAAUAUAUACCAAUGACUGUUAUAGAGAAGAGGGAUAUACCUCCAGUAUCAACCAAAGAUUCAUCAUCUACACCAUGGGUUACCUUAUUCUUUAAACUCUCAUUCUGGUCAAUGCUUGUUGGUCAUUUUUGUGAAAACAAUGCUUUUUUCAUUCUCCUUUCAUGGUUGCCUACAUAUUUUCAUGAAAAUUUCCCAGAUGCUAAGGGCUGGGUUUUCAAUGUUAUACCUUGGGUAGUUACUAUACCAAGUUCUAUAUUUGGUGGCUGGUUAGCAGAUUUUAUGAUAACAAAAGGGUAUAGUGUAACAUUUGUUAGAAAAUUUAUGAAUACUAUAACAAUGUUAGGUACAGCAUUUUUCCUAGUUGUAAUCUCAUACACAUCAUCAUAUCUUGGAGCUCUAGUCUGUAUGGCAUUAGCUGUAUGUUGCUGUGGCUUUCAUAACAGUGGAAUCCUAGUUAAUCCUCAAGAUAUUGCCCCGAAACAUGCAGGAUCAGUGUUUGGUAUAAUGAAUAUGGCAGGGGCAAUCCCAGGAUUCAUUGGUGUAUAUAUGGCGGGCCAUAUAUUAGAAGUGACAAAGAGUUGGAGUGCUGUAUUUAACCAGACUGCAGCAGUGUCAGUGUUUGGAUGGGUUGUUUAUACACUGUUUGGAACAGGAAAACAAGUCAUAUGAUAUAUCACGCAAAAUAUAAUGCAAAUUUGUGAUUCAUUGAGGAUCAAGAAGUCUUCAGCGCAAAAAAAAUCCUGGUGAAAAAAAGGAAAGGACCAAAAGUUAAAAUAGGAAAGGACCAAUGUUACUUUUGGCAUGAGAUGUUGCAUGUUCUGUACAGGGAAUGAACUGAGUAUUGUUGGUCAAUAUGUUGUUAAGACAUACUAAAGCAGUAUUCUUUGUAUAGUGACUGUUAAUGAUACAGGUCCAGUUGAUAACAAUAUAUACUAUUAUAAUUCUAAUCACAUUUAUUUAUAGACAAUAUUUGUCUUUCACUACACUUGUUUUGGUGAUAUUGAUAGUAAUAAUAAUUAUAGGAAGACUGUUUUUCCUCAUAGAACAAUACAGAGCAAGAAGGUCCUUUUGUACAAACUGCUGGCUUCAUUUUGAAAUACUCUUUUACCUUCAUUUAAUUUAUCAGUAAACAGUAAACCUGCUAACAUGGAGUUCAUAAUUUAGAUUUUUUUUAUAAAUGCAUUCUAUUACAUUUCCUUCCUGAAACUGCAUGUCAUAUGUUAUUUUAUUAGCUCACAAAUGUUCAAACUGCUCAUUUUGAAAUGAUUUGAUGAGUACUGUGAUUGCCCUGCAUCCAUUGGCAACAUUUUUCUUCACAUAUCAUCACCCCCACUUAAACGCAUUGGCCAAUAAUAAUAAAACUGUACAGAUAUGAUCUUUGUAUGGUCCCUUAUAAAAAUGUUUAAAUAGUUCUGAUCUGUUGAGUAAAAUUUCCUUGAAUCUUUCUAGAAUGCUGAAAAGGUAGCCCACCAGAGCUAAAAAUACAAUGACCUUUUAACAAGGUCUGCACCAUAAUCAUGCUUCCGAUUUUGAUGAAACUACAGGAAAGAUCAUCAGGUGGUCCUUUAUGAAAAUUGCUUAUAUCAUUACGGUCUGUUGAACAAGAUGGCUACUAGAGCUUAAGAUAGAAAUAAGCUGAAAAUUUAAAUGAAACUGUUAAAAAAUUACUGUUGGCUUCACCAUUGUACUUUGUACCAGUGCCUAAAAUCAUUUAGAUAUGAAAAAGAGAUUGUCUUCAUAGCGUUAACUAAGCAAUUUUAAAUGAAAUUCAUAAAUAAUUAUCAUUGGGUGGAACUAAACAAAAAUUUAUAUAAUAAAUUAUUUUAAACAGGAUGGGGCUUGCUGAAUGCUAAAUAUAGUAGAAGUUUGGCAGAUUUUGAUAAAACUAAAAAUAAAUGACCUAAUAAUGAAGUUUUGUCCAUGUUAACAAUAAACUAAAGUGAGUGAUUUAAGAGUCACUAAAUUUGUCAAAUCUGUGCUGAAGGUGGGCGUCUGCUACAAGUCUAUAAUUAUGUAAGACGACAUAUCACCUUUUUGGCAUUAAUCUUUGAAAAUUUUAGUCUUUGAUACAUGUACUACCGGUAUAUUAUUUUAUUUCUAGUCAAUCAAUGAAGUUGAUUUGAUUGAAAUAUAAGCUUGUAUAUUAUUUGAGAUUCAUAAUGUUUGGAACACAUGUUUAAUUAUCAAGCCAAUAGAAGAUUAGCACAUGUACAACAACCCAUUAUAAAUGCUAUUACACACCAAUUUUCAUAAACAUUAUUAGUCAAUGUAUGACUUGUGUAUAGCUUAUUUUAACUUAUUUUAAUGUAGGGUCUAUAGAUGAUGGUAAAGCAGGUGCUUUGUAAGGGUAUUCAAUUGAAUUGCCAUUAUUUAAAUGGAACAAAAUAAUUGCCAUUUUUGCAGCAACAGUUUUUAUUUGAGCAAUAAUUGAUCAGUAUGUUGUUUCUCAUAUCACUACCAUAGUUGAGUCAUCAGUGACCUCAGGUAUAUCUUAAUAUAUUUAGAUGUUAAUACUGAUUAAAACUUACAAAAUAUGUACAAGAACAUUGUACAGAUCUAUAGAUUUGAGAUUUAUUAUGUUUCAUUGCUGUUUUUAAGUAGGUCUUCUAAAACUAUUACAUUUUUAACAGAUAAUUGUUUACUUAUAAGAAAGUGCUUAUUUUUUGUGAAACUUCGCAAUUUUGACAUCUUAUGUUGUUUCAAAAGGUUUUGUUUGUUUUGAUAUUAACAAGAAAUCCACCUUAUUUUAUAAUAUUAGCUUUAUAAAAUGUUUUGAUUGUGUGUUGAUUGAUUGAUUGAUUGAUUGAUUGAAAUAUUGAGGUAUAUAUUGAGGAAAUAUCACCAUCACCAAACAUGUCCAGUGAAAAGGAAUAUGAUGGUACCCCAAUGUGAUCACUUCUUCACAUAUUCUGUGCAAAAUUGUUUAUAUUAUGAUAUUAAGUUCAACUUUUUGGGCUGUCUUACUCUUUGGUAUGUGAGUAACACUUAAUUUUUGAGUGCAACUUAAAUCUCACUGAAGAAAUUCAUGUGUCUGUGAAAUCAAACAUGAAGGUCUAUUUCUAAACACCAUGAUCUAAAAGUCUUGUUAUCUUAUUAGUGCUAAACAGGUGUUCUGUUUAUGUCUUGUAUAUAAAGCUAUCACUUGAUAUUGGUUGUGAAAUUGUUUGCAAACUUAAAUUGCUUUGGAAGAAACUAUUUAUCUCUUGGUAUUGUUUAGUUUUUGUUGUAAUGAUUCUAUUUUUAACUCUUUCCAUGUUGAUUUUUAUGUAAAUAGGACUACCUUGUAUACUUUGAUUUUCUUACCUGUUUGUGGUAUGAUAUACAGAUGAUUAUUAUCUAUCUUGUUGGCUAUAGAGUACAGUCAAAAUACAAUGGUGUUUAUGCUGACUGGUCUCUACACUUGAUGUAGUUAGCUAGACAAUUCUACAACUGCACUGAAAAGUUAAUGCAAUAUUUACUAUUUUGUCAGAACAGUAGCUUGGCAGAAAUAUAGGUUACUUACAUAUAAAUGAUUUCAUAAUUUAACAGACAUGGUAGAUUUCAUCAUUCAAGUGGAAAAGCUAGUCAGCUUUGGACGUUAAUCGGACCUGGGUUUUACCUACAGUGCAUACUUAUUGUAAACUUGCACUAAUUUAGAUAAAAACUUUUUUUAAGCUUUAACUCCUAACAAACUAUUGCAAUUAGAUAUGUGUACUUUAUUUAGUAAGUUACCGAAUCAUGUUAAAAAGUUCCUUACAUUUGAUUUGUCUUCUUCUAUUAAUGUUUGCUCAAAAUUAGCUUUGAUAAAAGAAAUAACAGCAUAUUUUUUUAUAAAAAACAUUAAUGAUUGGAACUUAGAAGUCGCAGACUGCAAAUGUUUUUAAUACUAAAAGUUAUAUGUUUUGCGUAUGCUUCUGUUUUAUUAAAGAUGUAUUAUUGUCAAUUAUGUAAAAAUAGUUUAUUUAAAGGUUAUACAUUUCAUUAUCUACUUCUUUAUAACUAGUCUCAAUUCUUUUUAUAAAAUUAUGUAGAAGAAUAUAUAAAAAAAGGUUUUGAAAGGUUUUUACAAACAUUUACUGUCAAUCUGGUGAAAAACUAGCAUUUCACCAAAUAUUCCAUUUGAAUUUUGAACAAUAGGUGCCAGUUGUGUCAGUCCACCUGUUAAGAAAGACAACUCUCUUCAUUUUAGCAAGUUUGGUUCUGCUAGUAAGAUUUGAUUAUGCAUUGAAUUAAAACUAAGUUUUGUUAGGUAUGAUUAAUUUACAUACCUUCAAGUUAAGUUGAUAUAUAGUAUUUACUAUAUGCAUUAGUUAGGAACACCUACAUGUACAAGUAUUCCUGUGAGUAAACAGCAAAUUUUUUAAAGAUAUAAUAAUAUUACUUUUCCAGGCUGAUUCAGUAAAUGAAAUGGCUGUGUUAGUGCUAGUAUUGAAAUACCUAGAUAAUUUGUUCUUACUUUGAAUAAUUUUCCAUGCGGUAAUAUGGAUUUUAGCUUUCAAAGUAUUAGUAUAUGACCUAUGACUGCAGGUAGAUGACAUCAGUUCAGUCAAUUAUGUAAGAAUAUGCAUGUAUUCCUCAAGUUACUAAAUUAAUUCAUAAAUAACAUUCUGCCAUGUUGAAAAUAAAAAUAUGUGUGCAAUAUUUACAUAAUAAAAUAGUAAAACAUUUAAAAGUAGACUGCAGUUUGUGUAGAACAAUUGCUUAAAAAUUUAAAACUUGCCAAAGUUCUGUUAAUGUUGCACAUAUAUUUAACAGAUCUGUUACAUAUAAACACAUAUGUUAUUUUUUUACAAUGUCUCAUAUUGUAAUAUAUUAUCUCUGCUAGUAAUAGCAAUCAUUGUAUGAUAUUGCCAUUCUAUAUGUAUAUAUACACUAUGUGUAAGAAAAGUUGUUCAUAAAAUUAAUGACUUGUGACCAAAAAAUAAUAAAAGAAAAACUAUUUUGUAAA